This is a messenger RNA of Halteromyces radiatus, 635 nucleotides long. Its product is annotated as CTAG/Pcc1 family. Gene Ontology annotation, cellular component: EKC/KEOPS complex. The coding region runs from base 66 to 317 and encodes 83 amino acids. The transcript is spliced from 3 exons. Lineage: Eukaryota; Fungi; Mucoromycota; Mucoromycetes; Mucorales; Cunninghamellaceae. The record is from RefSeq and is a predicted model, not a curated record.
UUUUUUCCUAUACAUUUAAUAUCUCGAAUUUUUUUUUUUCUUUUCCAUUUGAAAAUGAAAAGAUAAUGGAACACCAACUUCAACUAGAAAUUCCUUUUCCCUCAUCAAGGCUUGCCUCUAUUGCUAUGCGUGUUUUGGCUGUAGAUAAAGAAUUGAAAACGGAUCAAGUCAAACGAACAAUUCAAUGUGAUGAUGCUUUAUUAAAAGUUCAUUUUGAAAGUGUAUCAGCCAAAAUGUUACGUGUAUCCAGUAACUCCUUUUUAGAAAUGCUUUUGAUGGUGACUAGAACUAUGGACCAAUUUGAUCAAGUUGUAUAGUGAAUGAAUUUAUUUUUUUUUACCCCUUCUCCUUGUCCAUGUUAUUUGAUUAUUAUUUGGAGGUGAAUUUGAUAUCACUUCUUUUUUUUUUUUUUGUAGUCAAAGUACCUCAUUUUAAACCUAGUGAUAGUCAAUGAUUCCCUACUUUUUUUUUUUAUUUAUCAAGCAAAUAAUAAAAUCAUAUUGACAUUAGAAUAAUACAUUUCUUUUUGUCCUACUUCCAUCAUAUUAACAAGAAUGCUCAGAUAUCUUUCUUUUUUAUUUUUAUUUGUGGUCCCUAGCAACUACCUUUAACAGGUUCCCCAUUUUAUUCAGAAU